Molecule: messenger RNA, 961 nt
Organism: Mycotypha africana
Lineage: Eukaryota; Fungi; Mucoromycota; Mucoromycetes; Mucorales; Mycotyphaceae
Exons: 3
Coding region: 28-867 (279 amino acids)
Biological process (GO): poly(A)+ mRNA export from nucleus
Cellular component (GO): nucleus
Source: RefSeq, a predicted model, not a curated record
UCCAGAUCAUCACUUGAAAAUAAAAAGAUGAGCGACAAAUAUAAGAAUCUCAAAGUAAAGGAACUUCAAGAAUUAUUGACGAAGAGAGACCUUCCUGUCACCGGAAAGAAAGAGGACCUGAUUGAACGUUUAGUUAAACAUGACGAAAAAGAAGAAAAAGAAUUAAAGUCAUUAGAAGAAGAAUUCGGUGAUCUUGAAGACUUUGACGAAUCUAAAGUUCCUUUAGACUCUAAAGAACUCGAGGAUAUUCUGGGCGAUGAAAGUAAGGAUACAGCGGAUGAUAUUACUCUUUCUGUGCCAACCUCAGAAUCAAAGGAUGCGACUGCGAAAAAUAAAACGACUCCCAGCGAUACAGUCAAAAUAGCACCAAAAGACUCAAAGACGAAUGUCGAAGAGAAAUCUAGCAGCAACUUCAAAUUUACACCCGUCACAUUUAAUGAUAAAAAUACAACAACUACUGGAACCACAGAAGCUUCUAAGAAAACUGCUACUGCUGCUUCACCCCCCGCAGCUAAACAAACAACUUCAGACACCAAGCCCGUGGCGAAGUUAGAUGAUGCUGAAAGAGCCUUAGAAAGGGCCAAAAGAUUUGGUAUUCAAUUAAACGAGAAGGCCAAAAAAGAAAUUCGUGCACAGCGAUUUGGCAUUAAUACAAAUAAGCAAGAAGUGAAGAAGAGCCACAAACUAGGCAUCGAUCCUGAAGUACUUAAAAGGCGUGCCGAAAGGUUUGGUAUUUCUGAUAAUGCUGCCACAGUAGCUGCGUCUAAAGGAAAGGCACCAGUAAACUUCGAUCCGGUAGAAGAAGAAAAGAAACGAAAGAGAGCUGAACGAUUCAAUAUGGGAAAUAAGAAGCAGAAGGCGGAGUAGUUGUGUUGAAAAAAGAGUUUAUUAUGAUUUUCGAUGCUAUGAAGUAUAAAAGAUAAUAAUUGUGGGAUAUUUUCUUUAUUUUUUUUUCGAGAAC